Messenger RNA from Cordyceps fumosorosea ARSEF 2679, 615 nucleotides. RefSeq names its product GrpB domain protein. The transcript has a single exon. Lineage: Eukaryota; Fungi; Ascomycota; Sordariomycetes; Hypocreales; Cordycipitaceae. The coding region runs from base 1 to 615 and encodes 204 amino acids. The record is from RefSeq and is a predicted model, not a curated record.
AUGGAAAAGGGCAUCAAGGCUUUCGAGCACCAGGAAUGGGUGUCCCAGCGCAAAGUCCCGCACACCAUCGACGUCGUCGACCCCGACCCCUCCUGGCCCUCAACCUUCUCCUCCCUCUCCUCCUCCCUGCGCGCCACCCUCCCCCCGUCCUCCAUCAUUGCCAUCCACCACGUCGGCUCGACCGCCGUCCCCGGCCUCGCCGCCAAGCCCGUCCUCGACGUCGACCUCAUCCUCGCCCGCCCCGCAGACGAGUCCACCUACGUGCCCUUCCUCGAAGCCGCCGGCUGGCACUUUCUGUUCCGCCAGCCGCCGUGGUACGAGCACCGCCUCUUCGCGCAGUACCACCCCGUGUUCGUCAACCUGCACGUGUACGGGCCGGGCGAGCUGGAGCUCGAGUCGCGGAGGCACCGCGCGCUCAGGGACUGGCUGCGCAAGACGCCGGCAGACAGGGAGCUGUACGCGCGGGCGAAGCGCGAGGCGUCGGCGCGGGCCAAGGUCAACGACGAGGGCGUGGGCGAGUACACGGAGUACAAGGGCGACGCGAUCCGGGAGAUCAUGGCGCGGGCCGAGGCGGAUGCGGCCACGCAAGUCCAAAGCUGCGAUGGCACGUCAUAG